CGAAACGGCGACAUUAAUUUCCCCGACUUCCCCAGCAGACGAGAUGGCUGCCGCCCCUAGCCGGAUGCCCUAGCCGACACAGACGGACCCGUUUUCGGUCCAAAUCUGAAGUAAUAGUAAACUGUAGUUGGCCUAGAUCUUUACCUCUCUAACGGGAAAUAGAGGAUCGCAACGAUUUGGCACUUUCUUUAAGAUAAUAUAAUUGGAUUGGAUGGUUCUUCAAGGAUUUUGUGUGCCAUAUAUCUUCAUGGAUCCGGAGAUAUAGUCGGAUCAGGGUCUGUUUCAGUUUCGGUGGAGGUCGGGUAGACCUCAUAUACAGAGAUCGAGGGCCCUUUGCCUCAUAGCUUCAGCUUUGUACGAAGGCCCUUUGCAAGCUUCAGACGUGUAGAAGCUCCGUAGAUAAUUCAUGGGGUCAAAUAACGUCCAAAACCACGUGGACGAUGAUGAUAGGUUCAGCAAAUUGCCUGAUGAUAUUUUACUUCAUAUCUUGGGGAAAACAAACAUUAUGUCAUCUAUAAGGGCCAGCUUUUCAUCAACUCGAUGGAGGCACCUUCCUUCCUUACUGCCUCACAUCGACUUAAGUAUUUGGGACUUUAUCCACUCCAACAACACUUUGACUAAUAAUAAAGUGGUAGAUGAAGCAAUGGCAGCUAUGACCAAAGCAGCGAGGAUAUGUCUGGCUACCCCAGGGAGUGAAAGGGUUAUGAAAACAGCAAGCCUCGACCUCUGCCUGUCUGCCAAUUACUUGUAUGACAUUGGUGAGUUAGUUUGCGAAGCUAUUGAUAACAGUAACGUGAAAAGUGUGGAGCUUGCCUUGCCAACUACUAGUCAAAAUUAUGAUAGGGCGGAUAUGAUGCGGCAUGCUAACAAUCUGGUCUGUUUUUUUGAUGCUAUGCACAAUCUCUUUCAGUGUACAACAAAGCUUGUUCUGUACAGCGCUAGAUUUAGCGAGUUCAAAAUGCACCAAAUCCUAAAUAGCUGUGAGCAACUACAACAUCUGGAGUUGAACAGUUGUGAUACCGGGUAUCUAUCCGUACUGAAGAUUGACAUGCCAAACUCAAAAAUCUCUUAUCUAAGACUUGCGUCCUGUUGCUUUGAGAAGAUUGAGUUUUUAUGCCUUCCAAAACUAUCUGUGUUAUGUUGUGAAUCUUGGAGCUCUAUUGGUACCCCCUUAUAUUUUGGCUAUGUUCCUUGCCUUGAGGAUCUGAGUCUUGUUUGUUGUGCGGCAAAAUAUCAAUCUGGACUCAGUUUAAGUGAGCUUUUACAUGGCUCCACGAGUAUAAAGGUUCUUACUUUGGAUUUCUAUGGAGAGAAGAUAUGGAUGCUACCUGAAGGAAAGAAGCUUUGUACUUCAUUCAACAAGUUAACCAAGAUGUUUAUACAUGGUAUCAAUGUCAAAUUUGGCCUUCUAUGGACAAUUGCUCUUAUUGAAAAGGCCCCUUCUCUAAAGACAUUUGGAAUUGAGGUGUGGAAUCACAUGUGUGACGUGGACACUGAAGAAAACAGGAGAGUAUUCUCUAAAAGAACUAAUCCUUGGCAGAAACGUAAUAAGUUCAAAAGUUCCGGGCAUCUGCAAUUAGAAAGGCUUGAAUUUGUGGGUUUCAUGGUAAAUGGAAUAAGUUUGCUGAAUGAUUUUGACUAUCUUAGAGGAAAAAUUAGAGGAGGUUCCUUAAAGCAAAUGUGUAGCCAAAUGGUAGAUAUACAACUUUUAUUUUGGAAUAUUUCAAAGUUUAGCAGUGGAAUUUGGACAAAAAGGGGUCUAAAUAUAGGUAUUUCGUUCAGUUUCAGCCUAUUUCAGACUGCUACAGUUCCAUUCAUCCUUAUCUGUUCCACCGAGCACCGCUCGAUCAAGGAGGCGGUAAAAAUUCAAAGCUUCUACGUGGCGUUCAUGAACGAGAUGAGCGUGGCAACAAGCAGGCUGGAGGUGGCAAAUGGAUCACGGUGAAAAUUUCAAAUAUAU
Molecule: messenger RNA, 1960 nt
Organism: Panicum virgatum (switchgrass)
Lineage: Eukaryota; Viridiplantae; Streptophyta; Magnoliopsida; Poales; Poaceae
Product: putative F-box/LRR-repeat protein At5g02930
Exons: 6
Coding region: 407-1945 (512 amino acids)
Molecular function (GO): protein binding
Source: RefSeq, a predicted model, not a curated record